GGAAUCCUCCGAUGCCCGCGACCGCGACGCUGGGGAGCUACGGAGUUGGGUGGUCCGCAGGCUAUUCUACGACACGAGCGACACCCACCGGGCAGGUACGGUGUGGCAGGCCUGAACUUGCCGGGGAAGGGAGCGAGGUGAGAUGGAACGAAAUGUCCGAUGGGCGUGCCGCGGGCUCGGAAUCGCUCGACUGGAGGCUGGCGCUCGUCCGUGGGCGUAUUCGCUUGGAUGAAAGAAGUCGCUGCCUCGGCGUAUACCUGCGUCUUCCAUGUCGUGUAGCACGAUCGCAAAUGCGCAGGGCAUGAGAUGAGAGGAGAUGCCCGAUUUGUUUCCCGCGGGCUUGGUAUCCUCUCUUGCAGCCGACGACAAGCCCAUGCCGCCGUCCACGACGGGGCGCGCGCCGCGGGUAUUUGCGCGGAUGAAAUACCUGCACUGGACAUGCCAAGUUGUGUCAAGACCUUGAAUUCACACAAUUGCGAAGGGCAGCGCGAGCGUGCAUCGUACCCCCGCAGCCUCGGGAUCGUCCUUUCCCAUGCUGCCUCAUCCCAGCAAUGGUAUGCCAAUGCAUCCUCACGUGCCCCGCGGAUACAUCCUCGCUUGGAUGCGCUCACCCUCCCACCCUCCUCCUCAGCAUAUACCAGGCUUCCCUAUGUCGUGUGUCGAGAUCGCAAAUACCCACCCAUAGUGGGCAGCCUGUUCAUCCGGUUUCACGACUGUGUAUUAGGAAUGCAAGAGGAGAUGUUGUCAAGAUCCUAGGGGGAUUCCUUAUAUCGAGUACUAUAGCAGAUGGAAAGAUGGUUUUGCUCGUCGCCAAAGGGGAUAUCUAUCUG
This is a messenger RNA of Paraphaeosphaeria sporulosa, 830 nucleotides long. RefSeq lists its product as uncharacterized. The record is from RefSeq and is a predicted model, not a curated record. Lineage: Eukaryota; Fungi; Ascomycota; Dothideomycetes; Pleosporales; Didymosphaeriaceae. The transcript has 2 exons. Bases 307 to 756 code for a protein of 149 amino acids.